AUGCGUCUUAUCGUUCGAGAAACACAAGACCAAGCAGCACAAUACAUUGCUGAUUAUAUAAUUAGUAAGACCUCUCUUGAAUAUUUGCAAAGCUACAAUAUCAUCUUGAAGCUUACCGCCACAGAACGGAUCAAUGGCUUCAGUCCCACAGCAGAAAGACCUUUCGUCCUCGGCCUGCCCACCGGUAGUAGUCCAUUACCUAUAUACAAAGCUUUGAUCCAAGCAUACAAUCAAGGUAAAAUAUCGUUCCGUCAUGUGGUGACGUUCAACAUGGACGAGUACGUGGGUUUGCCGCGCGAACAUCCGGAAUCGUAUCACUCCUUCAUGUUUUCGAACUUUUUCAGCCAUGUCGAUAUCGACUCGAAGAAUGUCAAUAUAUUGAAUGGGAACGCUCCCAACCUGCGCGAAGAGUGUCUUUCAUACGAGGCGAAGAUUAAGGCGCUUGGUGGAAUUGAGUUGUUCCUCGGCGGAGUUGGUAGUGAUGGACAUAUUGCAUUCAAUGAACCUGGUUCGAGUCUGGCUAGUCGCACCCGAAUAAAAUCUCUGGCUUAUGAGACCAUUGUGGCCAAUGCACGAUUUUUCAACAAUGACUUGAGUUUGGUGCCGCGCAUGGCUCUCACAGUCGGAGUACAGACAAUCAUGGAUGCGAAGGAGGUAGUCAUCAUUGCGUCCGGAACCUCAAAGGCACUCGCUAUUCAACAAGCGAUUGAAGGUGGCGUGGGUCAUCUGUGUACCCUUUCAUGUCUGCAGCUUCAUCCCUGCAGCAUGGUGGUCGUGGACGAGGACGCCACUAUGGAGUUGAAAGUCAAGACGGUAAAAGUAUGUAUUUCACAAGUGUUGAGCGAACGAUCCUCCAGCAAGGCCUAG
Molecule: messenger RNA, 867 nt
Organism: Talaromyces stipitatus ATCC 10500
Lineage: Eukaryota; Fungi; Ascomycota; Eurotiomycetes; Eurotiales; Trichocomaceae
Product: glucosamine-6-phosphate isomerase, putative
Exons: 2
Coding region: 1-867 (288 amino acids)
Biological process (GO): D-glucosamine catabolic process; carbohydrate metabolic process; N-acetylneuraminate catabolic process
Cellular component (GO): cytoplasm
Molecular function (GO): identical protein binding; glucosamine-6-phosphate deaminase activity
Source: RefSeq, a predicted model, not a curated record